CAAAGAACCAAUUAAAAUAAGCUUCAUUUGUAAACUUGUUUUUAAACUUAGUUAUAGAUUUUUUCCUCUUUCUCACUCCCUCUCGUUGCAUUAUUGCAGCAGCAGCAGCCCCUCUUGUUGUCUCCACUCUCUCUCGCUAAAGAAAAUCCAUCUUCUCUCUUUCUCACUUGUCCCUUUUUCGUAUAUUUCGUUUUUCUCUUUUGGGGUUUCUUCUACUGACUACUGGUUGGUGCAUGGAUUUGUUGUACAUUUCUGCACUCCCCAUUUCCUUUUUCAGUACAACAAGCUUGCCCUUCUUUGGUAAUUUGUAAUAAUUUUUAGUCAGAAUAGAAAAUUGGAAAUAAUAAUUGUGUUAUCUUGAGAUUGUGGUUUCUUUUUAUAGUGAGUGAUAAAGAAGAAAAAAGAAAGACAAUCUUCAAAUGGACUGGAACUUCAAACUCAGCUCCUGUUCUUUCCCCGAUUACGAUGAAGAAUCUGUACCGGAUUUAACUCCAAUAGAUGCCUUGGUUUCAUUUGGUGGGUCAUCAUCAUCAUCACCAAGACUGGAGCCAAAAGGAGAGUUCUCAUUUGAUCUGAAACUAGGAAGGAACAUAGUAAACUCCUCCUCUGCGUUUGGUAAUACAGAGCAAGUGACAUGUCUAAAGUGGAAAGAGAGUACCGCCUUGGCGAAACCAGAAGCUUCAAGAAGCUCUGGUUCGACCAAAAGGACAAGAGGGAAUGCUACUGGGAACAACCAGAUCCCGCUUUGUCUUGUUGAUGGAUGUGAUUCUGAUUUUAGUAACUGUAGAGAGUAUCAUAAAAGACAUAAGGUCUGUGAUGUCCAUUCUAAAACUCCUGUUGUUACAAUCAGUGGUGAUAGACAGAGGUUUUGUCAACAAUGCAGCAGGUUUCAUGCUUUGGAAGAGUUUGAUGAAGGGAAGAGAAGUUGUAGGAAACGUCUUGAUGGACACAAUCGUAGAAGACGGAAGCCUCAGCCCGACCGUAUCGCUUCACAUGUGUUUCCAACUACAUCUUUUGGGACCCCGAGCAGCUGGGGAAACGGUCUUGUGAGCUUAGCUAUGGCCAAUGGUUCGAGUUACGGGGAGAACCAGAUUAGCUAUGCUGUUUCUUCUCCUGCAAAGCCCGGCAUUAUGUUCCCAGACUCUUCUUCUCUAAAUAGCAGAGGGAAACAGUUCCCUUUCUUGCAAGAAGAAGUGAGCUCGAGAACAGCAUUCUUGUGUGAGAGAAUGACGAGUUGCGUCCAUGACUCUGAUUGUGCUCUCUCUCUUCUGUCACCAUCUUCCUCAUCAACACCUCAUUUGCUUCAGCCACCACUUCCUUUGUCCCAAGAAGCAGUAGAGACGGGUUUUAACCAGUCCGGAUUGUUUGAGAACGCGAGUGCAGUCUCUGAUGGAUCGGUUAUAUCCGGUAAUGAGAUUGGGGCUCUUCCGCAAACGUUCCCGUUUCACUGGGAGUAGUACAAGUAGAUAGAUAGAAUCAGAAAGAUGUGUGUAUGUGCCUCUUUCUCUAUUCUCUUUUCUUUCUCUAAUUUUUCAAUGUUCUUUUAUCUUGUUAAAUGAUGAAUUAUUGGUGUAUAAACGGCAUUCAAUUAUUACGUGUAGGUUGUAUUGGUCCAGCACCAAGUUAAGAGUAGAUAAAGUCUUUUUCUGGUCUAAAGUAGAUAAA
This is a messenger RNA of Raphanus sativus (radish), 1665 nucleotides long. Its product is annotated as squamosa promoter-binding-like protein 13A. Bases 420 to 1457 code for a protein of 345 amino acids. Gene Ontology annotation, cellular component: nucleus. Gene Ontology annotation, molecular function: DNA binding. Lineage: Eukaryota; Viridiplantae; Streptophyta; Magnoliopsida; Brassicales; Brassicaceae. The record is from RefSeq and is a predicted model, not a curated record. The transcript has 3 exons.